Molecule: messenger RNA, 747 nt
Organism: Dentiscutata erythropus
Lineage: Eukaryota; Fungi; Glomeromycota; Glomeromycetes; Diversisporales; Gigasporaceae
Source: the annotation of a GenBank genome assembly
AUGGCUCUACCAGAUCAUUAUCCUUUUUUAACACGAAAAGAGUUUGACAUUGCUGCUAAAUUAUUUAUUGAACAAUCGAAGAGGUCAAGUGAUGAAGAACCUUGGAGCUGGGUUGAGCAUGAGAAAGUAAAAGGUUUCGGUUAUAUUUGUCGAAAGUCAUUGGUAAAACGUGUAAAUCCAGUGAAUUUCAUUAUCCCAGAAAAUGAUUUCACACAAAUUGAUGAUGAAAUAAUAGAAGAAGAAGAUUUAAAUUCUCUACCAACUGUACCAGUAUCGGAUGAAUACUUCACGGUUGAUUAUCAUAUCGUCUAUUCAACAUCUUAUAAAGUUCCUGUACUUUAUUUUAAUGCUUACAAUAGUGCAAAACCUGUUGUUGCUCCAUAUGGAGUAAAACCUGAGUUGUUCCAUAUGGAAAUUCUUUCUCAAAAGAUCCUUUAUAUUUUAGACGGGACAUUAUUAACAAAUGAUGAGAUUUACUCAAAUUUAGUCCAUCCUUUAAAACAAAAUGAUAUAAAAACUGCUGGAUUUAAUGGUGCAAUAUCACAACAGGAUCAUCCGACUCUUUUAAUUCCAUUUUAUUAUCUUCACCCUUGUGAAACUGCUACAUUAAUGACAUCAAUAGUAAGUAAUUCGAAAAUGGACAAUAAUAAACUACAAGCAAUACCUUUAGAAGGAUAUAUUAGAAGUUGGUUAAGUUUGGUUGGUUCUGUUGUUGGAAUUAAAGUUGUUAUAGAUUAUUUUAUUUAA